GGGGAAAAUGACUAGCUAUAGACGACAUGACAGAAAAAUCAUCAAUGAAAAUAGCAGCUGAACUGUUUAACAUCAAAUGGAGCCUCGUUCGCUUACUUGUUUCAAUAACAAUGAAUACUCUUAUCAAACAUAAAUAUAAGUACUUCAAAUUUGCUAAUUGUAAUAUUUUUAUAAAACUUGUAUUAUAUAUGAAUAAUCAAUUACAAUAUUUCGAUAACAAUUGUAGGAUGUUUGGCCAUGAUUAGAUAAUAGUUGAAAGAGGCCAAAAUUUCAAGAUGGCGACCUACUGAAUGUUUGGUGUCUCCGUAGUCGCUAAAAGUCUUUCGUGCGUAGACAGUCUAGUGUAUGUUACUUUGAAAUAUCCCAAGAACUUUGCAAAUUUGUGGUGGACGAGAUUACAUUCUCAUGUCACACGUGUCUCAAGGUAUUGUUGUAUGGUUAAUGUUCUGUGAUAAACGUUGUUCUAGUCUCGUCAGUUGUCGCUGCAGCUUGCAAGUCACCAACGUCAAGUGUGAACCUCACUGUCGUGCCACUGGAUUAAUCCGCAGGUGCGUACGUAAUAUGCCGUUGGUAUAUAUGGCGAAAAUUCUUGAAAUGAACUCUGCCGCCAUGCAUGAUGCUUUGGUCCAUGAUGAAGACAUGGGUCAUCUGGUCCAUGAUGACUGGCACAAGACACCAGAAGGGAAAAUCUAUUUCUCUUCUGUUUUAAGAAACAACAGGCGAAAAACCUUUGGACUUCUUGAAAGGCCAAGUUUGUCUCCUCAGCACACCCCAGACACACUGACAUACAAAGUAUUUCUCUGCGGUAAAGCUGGAGUUGGUAAAACAGCAACAGUUUCAAAACUAAUGGGAGUAAAUGUACCUCCUGUGCAUUGUGAAACUCCAGGUAUUCUUACAUCAGUAUUAUACUGGCCAGCAAAAAUUGCAGAUAGAAUUCAUAUGUUUAGAUUUCAUUUCUGGGAUGCCGGGGAACAAGCACUCAAGAAGUUUGACCACAUACUUCCCGCUUGCAUGGAAAAGGUAGAUGCUGUAUUAUUCUUAUUUUCCUUCACAGACCAUCCAAGCUUUGACGAUCUAGCCAAUCAAAUGUCUCGUAUUUCCAGCACAGAUGAUGGCGCCCUCAAAGUAGUCGUUGGAACAAAAUAUGACCAAUAUGCCCACAGCGAAAUCACCUCAAGGGAGUUGCAAGAUUUUGAACACCAGCAUAAAGUACCAAUUUUAAAAGUCAAAAACAUCAACAAGGCACGACUUAAUGAUUCCGAGAAAUCCCCUGAUGGCAGAGUUGAGCUUGAUGAUGUUGCACCGUUCCUGAACUGUCUCGCCGAGCGAUUGUGGUAUCGUGACCAGAUAGCUGUCGGACUUGUUUAAUAUGUAGAUAUUUCCAUUAACGAUAAAAAUCAUAAAGUAAAUUAUAUAAUCUUGCCAAAUGAUUUUACUGUAACAAAGUUAUUUUUGUAUUGCUUCAAUCUUA
Messenger RNA from Saccoglossus kowalevskii, 1471 nucleotides. RefSeq names its product ciliogenesis and planar polarity effector 2-like. Gene Ontology annotation, molecular function: GTPase activity; GTP binding. NCBI's taxonomy places the organism in Eukaryota, Metazoa, Hemichordata, Enteropneusta, Harrimaniidae. The record is from RefSeq and is a predicted model, not a curated record.